Sphenostylis stenocarpa is the source of this 1020-nucleotide messenger RNA. The record is from the annotation of a GenBank genome assembly. Lineage: Eukaryota; Viridiplantae; Streptophyta; Magnoliopsida; Fabales; Fabaceae.
AUGGGAGUUUCAGAGAAAGACCCUCUUUCCCAGUUGAGUCUGCCUCCUGGUUUUCGGUUCUACCCCACCGACGAGGAGCUUCUCGUACAGUAUCUCUGCCGCAAGGUCGCCGGCCACCAUUUCUCUCUCCCAAUUAUUGCUGAGAUUGAUUUGUACAAGUUCGACCCGUGGAUUCUUCCAAGCAAGGCGAUUUUCGGGGAGAAAGAGUGGUACUUUUUCAGCCCUCGAGACAGGAAGUACCCAAACGGGUCUCGACCCAACAGAGUAGCCGGGUCGGGUUAUUGGAAAGCCACCGGAACCGACAAGAUCAUCACCACAGAAGGAAGAAAAGUUGGCAUAAAAAAAGCCCUCGUCUUUUACGUUGGCAAAGCUCCCAAAGGCACCAAAACCAAUUGGAUCAUGCACGAGUAUCGCCUCCUUGACUCUUCCCGAAAGACCACUGGCACCAAGCUGGAUGAUUGGGUUCUGUGUCGCAUAUACAAGAAGAACUCGAGUGCACAGAAGGCGGUGCAGAACGGCAUGGUUUCGAGCAGGGAACACACUCAGUACAGCAACGGUUCCUCGUCGUCGUCUUCGUCCCACCUAGACGACGUUCUGGAAUCGCUGCCUGCGAUCGACGAACGGUGUUUCGCGAUGCCACGUGUCAACGCAGUGCAGCAACAGCAGGAGGAGAAGGUGAACGUUCAGAACCUAGGUGCGGGUGGGUUGGUGGAUUGGGCCAACCCUGCGGUUCUGAAUUCCGUGUCUGAUUUCGUUUCGGGGAACAAUCAAGUAGUGCAGGACCAUACUCAGGGGAUGGUGAACUACAACGGGUGCAAUGACCUUUAUGUCCCCACCUUCUGCCACGUGGACUCCUCGCUUCCGCAAAAAAUGGAGGAAGAGGUGCAAAGCGGCGUAAGAAACCAAAGCAAUAACUCGUGGUUUCUUCAGAACGAUUUCACACAGGGGUUUCAAAACUCGGUGGACACGUGUGGGUUUAAGUUCCCGGUUCAGCCGGUCGGGUUCGGGUUCAGACAAUGA